AUGGAAGAUUAUACUAUUGCUGUGUUAGGAUGUGGUGUUAUGGGUACUGCUGUUACUUCAGCUAUUCUCAAAGCCAAGUUUGAGCCAUACCCAUCAAAGAUUAUAUGCUGUACCAAUUCAGAAAAACUGUCGACCGAAUUAAAAUCAAAAUUAGAUAGCGACGUAAUAGAAACCUCAUAUGGGUCAGAGUCGAACAAUAAGGCUGUUUCAAAAGCAGAUAUUGUGAUUUUGGGAUGUAAACCAUUUAUGUUCAAGGAUGUUUACGAACAGGUCAAAGGCUCGUUAAGUGGUGAUCAAUUGAUUAUUUCGUUAUUAGCUGGUACCACAAUUGAAGAAUUGAGCAUUAUGUCACCUUAUGUUGCCAAGGUUAUGACCAAUACUCCAGCUCAGUUUGGUUGUGGUAUGGCUGUUGUUUCAUUCUCGGACGAAGCUGAGUCUAAGUACUCUGAUUUGGUCAUGAAGUUGAUUGAUCCAGUUGGAAAGGCCAUGAAAUUGCCAGAAAAGAACAUGGAUGCGGCCACUGCAUUAGUCGGUUCUGGACCUGCUUUCUGCUUGUUGAUUAUGGAAGCAUUGGUUGAUGGUGGUGUUAGAAUGGGGCUUCCAUAUGCUGUUGCGAAGGAAUCCGCCGCUAAAGUUAUGGAAGGUACUGCAAAGAUGGUCUUAGAAACUGGUGAACAUCCUGCUGCUUUAAGAAGUAAAAUCUGUACUCCUGGUGGAACUACAAUUGGUGGCUUACUAAAAAUGGAAGAUGCUGGUGUUAGAGGAGGUAUUGCAAGAGCCGUUGAAGAAGCUGCCAACAUUUCCGCCUCCUUUGCUAAAAAGAAAUAA
Molecule: messenger RNA, 828 nt
Organism: Debaryomyces hansenii CBS767
Lineage: Eukaryota; Fungi; Ascomycota; Pichiomycetes; Serinales; Debaryomycetaceae
Gene: PRO3
Product: pyrroline-5-carboxylate reductase
Exons: 1
Coding region: 1-828 (275 amino acids)
Biological process (GO): L-proline biosynthetic process
Molecular function (GO): pyrroline-5-carboxylate reductase activity
Source: RefSeq, a predicted model, not a curated record